ACAACGUCAAUACUAUAGUGAUUUUAUUUGCUGCGAUGAGAAGUGAAUUUCCUCCUCACAUCGCAGAAAUAGUAUGUGAUCCACAUAUAUGUGACGAGUUUAAUUAUAUAUUAUAAUGAAAUACUUAAGAAAUAUUCUGUAAAUGUUAAGAAUACUUCAUUUACGUGAUGAACUGUGAUGUCAAAUAACCUCGCAAACAAAUUGGCCAUCCGUAUGAAUCGUAAAAAUAGAAUUGCAACAUACUGAAUUUUUCGACCCUACUAACAUUUUUGUGACUAUUAUUAUGACGAACGAAUCGAACAACGCAAUUGAUCGAAACCUUAAUGUUACUAUAUGGAAAGUGUGAUCGUUGGUUAAAUCAAAAUUUAUCUAAAAAUAAAAAAACCCACUCAUAGAAUUCAUUUGGAUUGCAUUCACUAUUCAUUGAACUGACUAAAAAGUAUUCUCUAUUUUAUCGAAAAUUAAUAUCGCUUCACGUAUGAUACUUUCUUUUGUUUUUACAAAUGCGUACAUAACCUUAAAAGCUUAUAUUUUUAACUCAUUUUAUAAAAAAAGUUAAAUAUCAAGAUUAAUGGAAUUUAUCAGUUGAAUAAAAGAAUAAAAGAUUAGAAAUAAAAGAUCCAAAGGUAUCUUGCCAUAUUAUGUUACAUUAUUACUAACAAUUUAAAGACUUUGUGCAGGUUAAAUAAAAUAUAUAAGUAUAUGUAAUUUAUAAUGAAGAUAUUGUAAAUAAUUGCAUUAAUUAAUUUUCGUUUUGUGAGAAUUUCUUUGUCAAAAACAACGCAUAUUCUAGGUAAGUCCAAUAUAAUGGGUAAUGAUGAAAUAAGAGUCUUAAAAAUAAUUCGUAUUAAAAAUUUCGAAAUAUUGUUAAAAUACUGUAAUUAUCGAUUGUUUUAACACCAUUUACGUAAAUUAAGCUACGUGAAUUAUAUAAUACGAUAUGUUCUGGGUGCCACAUAAAUUGAUGAAACAAAAUUUGGUCAAUCAAAUAUUUGUUUCUGGCUUGCCAAUUAUUCAAACAAUUAAUUUGGAUAAAUAGAAUUCACGAGGGUAUAUAGUUCACGAUUGGACAUAUUAAAGACAAAGAGCAUUAUCUUUCACCAAAAUAAUAUUAGAUCUCGCUCAUCUUUUUAGCAAUUUGUAAAACAUUUUUACAGAUUUAACAGAAUACCCGUUGUAUUUUGUUUAUAUAUUACACCAACCGAUUAUCAUUUAUUCCAAUCUUUACAAAAUUGGUUACUAUUAAAGGAAUACUUAUUAAAGAUAUAAAUACAUACUAAAGGAACUUUUCGGUAGUAAAAGUGAACAUAUAUAACUGUACGUAUAUAAGAUUUGUAUUUGAAUUUCUUUGUAAAAAACGAAAAAACUUUUAGUUAAUGCACCAUUUACCAUCAAUUUCUAUUAAUUCCCUAACAAUUCUUAUUACUGUGACGAAAAAAAUAAUCAUAAAACAAAAUAAUCCUAGUUUGAAACCAGAGUAAUCUGACAAUAAAGGGAUUCCUAAAAUUAUUUUCAAAUCGAUGACCAUGACAAUACAAAUGAAAUUUAAGGUCUUACUCAAUGAAUUUUUAACCAUUUCAAAGCCUUAUAUAACUACUGAAGUUUUGGAAGAAAUUAAAAGUGAAUACUAUUAUCAGAUAGGAUCUAAACGAAAAAUAAGUGGUAUAAAAGAUCUCGAAGGAUUAAUUAAACUGUUAGAGAAAUAUACCAUUAUAUCUUACGACAAUAUAAAGCCGUUGUAUUUUAUUAGUUCAUAUGUUAAACCCAAUUUACUAAUAAGAUUAGAGAAAUACGAAAGUGAUUACAAUCAAGCAAUUUUAUCAAAACAUUUUUGUCAAAGUUAUAACAUGUAUAAAAAUAAUAAUGAUCAAGGUCAAGAAACAUUCGAUCAAAUGAGAUUACCAAAUUCAUUAAAAGAGUCCAGUUAUAAAUCAGUAUUAAGUGAAACAGCAGAACAAUUUUCAAAAGCUUCAUAUGAUCAGGAAUUAAAGUUGAAACAAAUAGUAUUACUGAAGAUCAAUGAACAAUUAGGACAUUCAUGGAAAAAUAUUUGCAGACUUUUGGGUCUUAAGGAAUGUGAAAUUAAUGAAAUAGAAAACAAAAAUUUAUCUAUAAAAGAGCAGAGUUAUCAGAAUAAUUCUGAUUGGAAAAUAAAUUUAUUACAUGCAUUAGAAAAAGGCAGACGUAAAGAUAUCAGAGAGAAUGUUGAAAAAAUCUUAUUGAAUAACAAAAUCUAAAAUAUUGUAAAAUUGUGUUUAAUAUAUAAUAUAUGAAGUUACCAUUUGUAAUAAGGAGCAGGAUUAAAGUGACUAAGAGAUGCAUAUAGCAAUAUAUAUAUAUUUUUUAAAUAUACUUUAUAUAAGAAAGGCUUAAAUAUAGUCGUAUGUCAAACAAUUGUGUAAACAUCACACAUCUUUAAUACAUUUUAGAAGAAUAAAGCAAGAUGCUGCA
Messenger RNA from Vespula vulgaris, 2451 nucleotides. RefSeq lists its product as uncharacterized. NCBI's taxonomy places the organism in Eukaryota, Metazoa, Arthropoda, Insecta, Hymenoptera, Vespidae. Gene Ontology annotation, molecular function: protein binding. The transcript has 5 exons. The record is from RefSeq and is a predicted model, not a curated record. Bases 1521 to 2237 code for a protein of 238 amino acids. Gene Ontology annotation, biological process: signal transduction.